Molecule: messenger RNA, 599 nt
Organism: Cyprinodon tularosa
Lineage: Eukaryota; Metazoa; Chordata; Actinopteri; Cyprinodontiformes; Cyprinodontidae
Product: protein FAM167A
Exons: 2
Coding region: 205-552 (115 amino acids)
Source: RefSeq, a predicted model, not a curated record
UAGAGCUACCAAAUAGGAGGAGGAGGGAGGUGCAAGAAGAAGGCUGUUUCUCCAUAGUAACAAUGACAAAACAAGGCAGUUUAGCACUGGGAAGGCAAAGGGGGGACUGCUGUCAGACACACGCAAACUCCUGCAGGAGAGCUGAAGAACAGGAUCAGGUUUUACUUUGUUAGAGAAAGUUUACUGAGAGGUACCAAGUCAGAGAUGGACCGGGACAGUCACAGCGAGGACACGCUGUCCACCAUGGUUCUGGAGAACGUUAAGAACAAACUAAUCCAUGCCUUUAGGGUGACCACAGAGUCCAGAGUCGAUCCAGGAGAGUCUGACUGUGGCGACAGGUCGAUGAGCAUCAGGAGGAGUCGCCAGGCGAAUGAGGAGCUGAGGCGGGCGCAGAUAGAUGGAGCUAUAACCUGGUUGAGAUCCGAACUGCUGGAAAUGCGCACUCAGGACCUCCAGCUGGCUCAGACGCUGCUAGGGCUCAACUCAGAGAUCCAAAGACUGAGGAGGGAGAGUUUUGGUGGGAUGGAAGUGCAAGGGGACGAUCAGCCAUGAGCAGACCCCACAAGACUGCUUUUUAUCUGAGAAGGACAUAAAACUGA